AUGGAGACUAUUUAAAUUGAAAUUUGAAAUUUCGGAAGCUCGUAGAGUUUUAAUUGUUUUGUGCGUACGUGCCAUUAAUUUUGUAUUCGUAAUGGUUAUUAAGGCUUACUUUGAUUCUCGGAAUAAUGAACUUUUUGAUAUGUGUUUUUUUAUACAUAAGGUGGUUCGAUGUUCUAAAGUUGUAUUUAUCGAGGACAGUCCUAUGAGCUUGAAGCUUAGUACUGUAUUUGAGAAGCUUUCUAAAGAAUUUAGAUCAGUUAAUGUAAUGAAAAAGGGCGAAAUAGUAAGGUUGAGCAUUUGCGGUAACUAUAUUUUAGGAGAACAUGACUGUAAAAGCACUAUUUUCAACCCUGCUAACCUGAAUUUUGAUUCUUUCUUGGAGAUCGGAAAAUACAAAUGUAAGAUAAUGAUAAAUAUGCCAAAUAUAUAUUUUUCUUUUCCAAAACGCGUGGCUUUCGACUACCCAGUUACACCAGAUUUCAACGAGAUCGAUAAAUACUUUGACGUUUCUGCAUGUGAUUACAAAUGGUUUAAAUGUUCUGAUCCCAGAACUUCGCAGACUGCAAACUGGAUUGAAGUUGGGACGUCGUUUUCUUACAUUCCCAAAUAUGAUGAUUUGGGACAUUUUUUAAAGUUUGAAUGCACACCAAGGACUUCGAGAGGUAAAGCCAAAAGUAUGGUUGCAGUGGCUAACAAUCCUGUUUUUCAUGGAGAACCAAAACCUGAGCGGUUACAUGCUGUUCACCGUUACACUUUCACUAAGAAUAAUUUGAUGGGUUGUAGUUUCCGGGUGGUUUCUUAUAACGUCCUGUCCGAUAUCUAUGCAAAGAGGAAUGAAGAACGAGGGAAGAUCACUCAUUGUCCGUACUACGCCAUCGAUUCUACUUACAGGAUGGAAUUGGUUCAGAAGGAAGUAGCUGGUUACAAUGCUGAUGUAAUUUGUUUGCAAGAAGUUGACCAAUAUGCAUAUUACAACAUGCUUAGAACAUUUUUUGAAGCACGGGGAUAUUUUGGGGUCUAUUGUUUGAAACAUCCGGGGUUAAAUGAAGGACUAGCUGUUUUCUUCCAAACUGUUAAAUUCAGAUUGUGUGAAAGUACUUACGUACUCUAUCCGAAGGAGAUGUUCUGUAAAAAUCCUGUGUAUCGAUAUCUGAGCGAGGAAGUCAGUAGGAACAAGAAUUAUGCUGCUGCAUUCAAAAGGAGCCAAAAUAGCCUUGUGUGUGUUGUUUUGGAAACAGUAGCAGACUCCUCAAAAUAUUUGGUUGUUGUCAACACACAGCUACUUAGCAGUGAAGAAAAUAGCCACAUCCGUCUGAUGCAGAUUGCGAUGGCAAUAGAGUGUCUCCAUCACGUUAUUGCAAAGUACAAGGAAAAGGAACCGAAUGUGCGGCUUGCUUCGGUGAUGUGUGGCGAUCUGAACAGCCGGCCAGAUUCACACUUGUGCAGAUUAUUAACAACUGGUAGUCUUCCGGCGGACUGUCCCGAUUGGCACAGCAAAGAAAGUGAAGCUUUCGAAGGCAUGCCCCUUCAACAUGACUUGAGACUGAAGAGUGCUUACACCGACUUGCCAUACACAAACUACACUACUGAAUUCAAGGGCUGCCUCGACUACAUCUUCUACAGCUGUGAUGAUCUUCAGUUGAUCCAGACGGUGCCGAUCCCGGCGGAGAGCGAGCUGCAGGCUCAGGUGGCGCUGCCGAGUCUGGCGUUCCCCUCGGACCACCUGGCGCUGGUGGCAGACCUGGGGUGGCGCCGGGACGCCGAUGCCAGCGGCCCGUCGAGGCUGCAGGCGAAGCUGGGGGACCUGCAGGUGGCCCCCGGCAGGCGAAGAGCCCGCAAGCCUCGCGGGAGGAGCCGGGGAGGGAGAGGCACGGUUGCCGGGAACACGUAGUCGGGAGUACCUACCGUGUAUCUAACACGUUGUUUUGAUAACCAACUGUCUAAAUUGUACUAGUACCUAAAUAUAAUACAUUUAUACUAGCUGUGAUACCCAUCAUUGGCGAGUUUAGAUUUUUCAUUUCGUCACAUACUGUUGUGGUACAUUUUGCUCGUAUAUCUUCGUCACUAUGAAGAUACCCGAUAUUAUUAUUAUUGCUAAACAACUGUACUGUUUUAUCAGAUAUUCAACUGGAUAAUUUAGAUGAAAAUUGUACAGGAACAAAAAUCUCAAAAACUUUAAUUAUAAAUUAUAGUUAACUGCAUGAACUCUGAAUAAAAUUUUACGCUUACUGCUUAGUGUAAUGCUCUUUUUGGUUUUAGGGGGGAAAAAAAUUGGUAAUCGUAUUUAUUUUUGCCAUUAGAUUGAGUUCUGGUAACAAUUUAUUUUCUGACAUUGAAAACCUGCACCAAAUUUGAAUUUUAACUCUAAUAAACAUAAAUUUAUAACUGUAACCCAUGUUGAUAUUUCAUCUAGUGAAUAUAAAUAUGCUACAUAUCAUAACAUAGUUCCUCAGAGCCCAAGGUCUUAACUUUUAGUUACCUUAUGAUUUAGUCAUCUCUUCUGGCACAGCUCAGAUUUUUUUUAGAACCGGAGGAUUCUCUCCCUCCUCCCCCUCCUCACUCCAAAACUAAAUUUUUUUUUUCUUGAGACAGAAACAAAAUUAUAUCUUGAUAAAAAAUUCUUCAACACUACUGUAAGAAACCAUGUAAAAUGACCUUUUUGGUUCAUGGCUGAAACUAUUGCUUAGUGAUGAAAACUAGAUAUUUUUUUUUUUAAUAGCCAGAUAAAAUAUUUCCGUGUGCACUAAUUGGAUAUCAUAUGUGUGUGUGUGUGUGUGCCAAAUUUCAUUUCUGAAGUUGAGAUUUUGUUUAUUCUCAUAAAACUAUCUGAUCUAGUCAUAACUUUUUUGUUGUGCAUUGAAUGUGCAGGUGUCCAUUUAUUUUCAUGACAAAAUAUAAUCAUACAUAUAACACGUUAUUUAUUGUAAAAUAUCUAUGUUUAAUUUUAUUUCCUGCGAAAGGCUAUAGUUUGUUACAUUGUACAGUGGCUAUUAUAAUUUUUUGCACACUUAUUUAUCAUGUUAUUCUGUUAAAUAGUAUUUUAUGUUGUUUGUAAUGUGGAAUUCUUAAGCCAAUCAGAGAUACAGUUGAGCGGUCAAAAUAUGAUUUAAAAAAUAUAUAUAUUGCAUUAUUUGUAUAAAGGCACUUUCAAAGUUGUUUACUCCUAUCUGCUUGGUGUGUGUUCAUUUAUUAUUCGAGUUAUAGUGCAGGCCAAUCGUAUUGCUAGCUGGUAUCCCUAGUGAAAUGAAGAAGUGAAGCUCGGAUAGGACUGGAAGAGCCGAACAGUAGGCGGAGCCCUGCGCAACUAAUGGUGCUGAUGCGGUUACACAUCAACUGUUCUUGAAACAUCAUUGUUAGGGAUAAGAUUAUGUGGUGAAUUGCGAUAAAACCGAAAUAACACCGUAUAGUACCAAAAGGCAAGUUAAUGCACCACAAGGGCAUUGCCAGCCGAUGGCCAUCUGAUGGCCGGGGGGGCAAGUUGUGGGAAAAGUAUGUAUUUUUUUGCAUUUGGCUACAUUUUUUUGAAUCUCUAGGGCUCU
Messenger RNA from Bacillus rossius redtenbacheri, 3539 nucleotides. Its product is annotated as 2',5'-phosphodiesterase 12-like. The record is from RefSeq and is a predicted model, not a curated record. Gene Ontology annotation, cellular component: mitochondrion. Bases 92 to 1891 code for a protein of 599 amino acids. NCBI's taxonomy places the organism in Eukaryota, Metazoa, Arthropoda, Insecta, Phasmatodea, Bacillidae. Gene Ontology annotation, molecular function: 3'-5'-RNA exonuclease activity. Gene Ontology annotation, biological process: nuclear-transcribed mRNA catabolic process, deadenylation-dependent decay. The transcript has 8 exons.